Phragmites australis (common reed) is the source of this 1718-nucleotide messenger RNA. Its product is annotated as peroxidase 19-like. The record is from RefSeq and is a predicted model, not a curated record. Gene Ontology annotation, molecular function: heme binding; peroxidase activity. The transcript is spliced from 3 exons. Gene Ontology annotation, biological process: hydrogen peroxide catabolic process; response to oxidative stress. NCBI's taxonomy places the organism in Eukaryota, Viridiplantae, Streptophyta, Magnoliopsida, Poales, Poaceae. Bases 199 to 1281 code for a protein of 360 amino acids.
UUCGCCACCACAACCUCCACAUGCGCUCGGCUUCGACUGUGCGUCCGCACACCUACAAGCAAGGCCCUCCUUUCCCUCGCUUGCCCUCGCUGUCGCGCUGCUGCCCGCUGUCUGUCAGCUCACGCUACCGGCUACGGGAUAAGGCAAGGCUACUCGCUCAGUUGACAGUUGUUCCUUCUUCACCAUAGCAAAUUAGCGAUGGAUUCCUCCGGAGGCAUCCGCAACGGCGCCUUGGUCCUGCUGCUCGUCGUCGCGUCCUUGGUCGGCACGUCGCGUGCGAGGGAGGCGCCGCUGCCGCUGCCCGUGGCCGCGGUCGGCAGCCGGCGGGCGCCGGAGCGGCACGGGCUGUCGCUGGACUUCUACGCCAAGACGUGCCCCGCGGUCGACCAGAUCGUCGCCAACGUUACCGCCGCGCGGUUCCGGGACUACCCCGCCGCUGGACCCGCCGUGCUCCGCCUCUUCCACCACGACUGCUUCAUCGAAGGCUGUGACGCGUCCAUACUGAUCGCGCCAACGGCCAACACAGGAGGCGCGGGGGCGCGGCCACCCAAGGUGGAGCGGGACAUGGAGGAGAACAAGAACCUACCGCAGGAGGCGUUCGACACGGUGGAGAUGGCCAAGGCCGCCGUGGAGAGCAAGUGCCCCGGCAUUGUCUCCUGCGCCGACGUCCUCGCCCUCGCCGCCCGAGACUACGUCCAAUUGGCAGGUGGGCCGUACUACCCGGUGAAGAAGGGCCGGAAGGACAGUAAGGUGUCCCUGGCGGACAAGGUGCGCGGCAGCCUGCCCCGCGCCAACUCCACCGUCGACGAGCUCCUCCGCGUGUUCGCCGCCAAGGGCCUGAACCCCGGCGACCUGGUGGCGCUCUCGGGCGCGCACACCGUCGGGUUCGCGCACUGCGUCCACUUCCUGGCCCGCAUCUACGACUUCCGGGGCACGCGGCGGCCCGACCCGCUCAUGGACGCCGGGCUCGUGAAGGCGCUCCGCAUGUCGUGCCCCUCCACGGGCGGGAGCGCGCGCGUCGUGGUGCCCUUCGACGUGAGCACGCCGUUCCAGUUCGACCACGCGUACUACGCCAACCUGCCGGCCAGGCUGGGCCUGCUCGCGUCCGACCAGGCGCUGUUCCUGGACGCGAGGACCAGGCCGCUCGUGCAGGAGCUCGCCGCCGACAAGGCCCGGUUCUUCCAGGCCUUCGUGGCGAGCAUGGACCGGAUGGGGUCCAUCCGGAUCAAGAAGGGCAGGAAGGGCGAGGUCAGGAAAGUUUGUAGCCAACACCUGCUUUGACGGUCUCGGUUCAUCGGUUGGUCUCCAACUUGUAUUUGUACGUCGAACUGUGUCCGUCAACGUGGCAUAACAGGAAAAGAUAGCUCUUUUAAGUUCAUAUGUGGAACUAGCAUAGUUGGUUGGAGUUUAGAAGAGUUUUUUCUUUUGCUGUAUAGGCCAGUUUAGUUUGAGAGCUAGUAAGUUCAUUUUUUCCGUUGUGAUUGUGCAGGAAAUGUGUGUGCGUGCAGGUAGGCAAGUUAGCUCUCUCCUGUUGUUUGUUUUCCUCUCGGUUUGUUUCUUUGGGCGUGCCGGUUAAUUUGUACGAGCACGUCCCCCUGUGUGUCAGUGUGUGUGACAUUCCAUUUGUUUGAUUGGAUUGCAGAGGAGAGUCCGUGUGAUAUGAUCUCUUCCUCUGCCUCGGCAGCUCGCUGAUCGAGGUUAAACAAUGCUAGUCAUGU